Molecule: messenger RNA, 6333 nt
Organism: Oreochromis niloticus (Nile tilapia)
Lineage: Eukaryota; Metazoa; Chordata; Actinopteri; Cichliformes; Cichlidae
Product: myosin-1B
Exons: 39
Coding region: 1-5817 (1938 amino acids)
Cellular component (GO): cytoplasm; myosin filament; myosin II complex
Molecular function (GO): actin filament binding; microfilament motor activity; ATP binding
Source: RefSeq, a predicted model, not a curated record
AUGAGCACCGAUGGGGAAAUGGCAAUUUUUGGGGUGGCUGCCCAGUACCUGCGCAAGUCUGAGAAGGAGAGGACGGAGGCUCAGACACGGCCGUUUGACAGCAAGACGGCGUGCUUUGUGAACGAUGAGAAAGAGAUGUAUGUCAAGGCUGAGAUCCAGGAAAGGGCAGACGGCAAAGUCAGUGUGAAGACGGCGGAUGACAGAACUUUAGCUGUCAGGGAGGACCAAGUGUUUCCCAUGAACCCCCCAAAGUUUGAUAAGAUUGAGGACAUGGUGAUGAUGACACACCUCCAUGAGCCUGCUGUGCUGUACAACCUCAAGGAGAGAUAUGCAGCUUGGAUGAUCUACACCUACUCUGGACUCUUCUGUGUGACUGUGAACCCUUACAAAUGGCUGCCAGUCUACAACCCAGAGGUGGUCCAGGCCUACAGGGGAAAGAAGAGGAUGGAAGUCCCCCCUCACAUCUUCGCCUUGUCUGACAACGCCUAUCAGUUCAUGCUCACAGACCGUGAAAAUCAGUCUAUACUAAUCACUGGAGAAUCCGGUGCAGGAAAGACUGUUAACACCAAGCGUGUCAUUCAGUACUUUGCAACAAUUGCAGUGUCUUCUGACAAGAAAAAGGAGGCAAAUAACAAAAUGAAGGGGACUCUGGAGGAUCAGAUCAUCCAGGCCAACCCUCUGCUGGAAGCUUUUGGGAAUGCUAAGACUGUGAGGAAUGACAACUCAUCUCGCUUUGGUAAAUUCAUCCGAAUACACUUUGGUGCGACUGGUAAACUGGCAUCUGCAGAUAUUGAGACGUAUCUGCUGGAGAAGUCGAGGGUGACAUUUCAGCUGCGGGCUGAGAGAAGCUACCACAUCUUUUAUCAGCUUACUUGCAACAAGAAGCCUGAACUGAUAGAUCUACUCCUCAUCACCACCAACCCCUACGACUUUGCCUUCAUCAGUCAGGGAGAAAUCAGUGUGAAAAGCAUCAAUGACGCCGAAGAGCUAAUGGCUACAGAUGAAGCUUUUGAUGUUCUGGGCUUCUCCUCUGAAGAGAAAGCAUCCAUCUAUAAGCUCACCGGUGCUGUGAUGCAUUAUGGGAACAUGAAGUUCAAGCAGAAACAGCGGGAGGAGCAGGCUGAGCCAGAGGGCACUGAAGUGGCUGAUAAAGCAGCGUAUCUGAUGGGCCUGAACUCGGCAGAUCUGCUGAAAAGCCUCUGCUAUCCCAGAGUGAAGGUUGGAAAUGAGUACGUCACCAAAGGGCAAAAUGUUCAGCAGGUGUACAACUCUAUUGGCGCCCUUGCAAAAUCAGUCUAUGAGAAGAUGUUUUUUUGGAUGGUCGCAAAAAUCAACCAGCAGCUGGAUACGAAGCAAUCCAGACAACAUUUCAUUGGAGUUCUCGAUAUCGCCGGCUUCGAGAUCUUUGAUCACAACAGCAUGGAGCAGCUCUGCAUUAACUUUACCAACGAGAAGCUGCAACAGUUUUUCAACCAUCACAUGUUUGUGCUGGAACAAGAAGAAUACAAAAAAGAAGGGAUUGACUGGGAGUUCAUUGACUUUGGUAUGGAUCUGGCAGCCUGCAUUGAGCUGAUUGAAAAGCCAAUGGGCAUCUUCUCCAUCCUUGAGGAAGAGUGCAUGUUCCCAAAAUCGACAGACACAUCUUUCAAGAACAAACUCUAUGACCAACAUCUUGGCAAGAACAACUGCUUCUUGAAGCCCAAACCAGUCAAAGGGAAGCCUGAAGCCCACUUCACGUUGGUGCACUACGCCGGCACCGUGGACUACAACAUCACUGGGUGGCUCGAGAAGAACAAAGACCCGCUCAAUGAGUCGGUGGUGCAACUUUACCAGAAGUCAUCAGUCAAAAUACUGGCCAUGCUGUACGCCCACUACUCUGGAUCAGAUGAGACAACUGCAGGAGGAGCCAAAAAGGGAUCCAAGAAGAAGGGGGCAUCUUUCCAGACAGUGUCGGCUUUGUUCAGGGAGAAUCUUGGGAAGCUUAUGACCAAUCUGAGAACCACUCACCCUCACUUUGUGCGCUGCUUGAUACCAAACGAGACCAAAACACCAGGCGUCAUGGAGAACGGCCUCGUUAUCCACCAGUUACGAUGCAACGGCGUGCUGGAAGGCAUCCGGAUCUGCAGGAAAGGCUUUCCCAGCAGAAUCCUCUAUGGUGACUUCAAACAGAGGUACAGGAUUCUUAACGCGAGCGCAGUUCCAGAGGGACAAUUCAUAGAUAACAAAAAAGCUGCGGAGAAGCUCCUUGGCUCAAUCGACGUAGAUCACACACAGUACAAGUUUGGACACACUAAGGUGUUUUUUAAAGCCGGCCUGCUCGGCGCCUUAGAGGAGAUGAGAGAUGAGCGACUGGCGCAGGUUGUGAUGUCCACUCAGGCUCUGUGUCGCGGAUACCUCGUCCGGCUAGAGUAUCAGAAGAUGAUGGCCAGAAAGGACGCAAUCUACACCAUCCAGUAUAACUUCCGUUCCUUCAUGAAUGUAAAACACUGGCUGUGGAUGAAGCUGUACUUUAAGCUGAAACCUCUUCUGAAGAGUGCUGAGGCUGAGAAGGAAAUGGCCCAAAUGAAGGUGGACUUUGGAAAACUCAAGGAAGAUCUGUCCAAAUCAGAAACCCGUCGGAGGGAGCUGGAAGAGAAAAUGGUCUCCAUCGUACAAGAGAAGAACGAUCUCUUGCUUCAAGUCCAGGCCGAGGCUGACAACCUACUGGAUGCAGAGGAGAGGUGCGAAGGACUCAUCAAAAGCAAGAUCCAACUGGAAGCCAAACUGAAGGAGGUGACCGAGAGACUUGAAGAUGAGGAGGAGAUCAACGCUGAGCUGACCGCCAAGAAGAGGAAGCUCGAAGACGAGUGCUCUGAACUGAAGAAGGACAUCGACGACUUGGAGUUGACCUUAGCUAAAGUGGAGAAGGAAAAACAUGCAGUAGAAAACAAGGUAAAAAACCUAGUAGAAGAAAUCAUGAGCCAAGAUGAAAACAUCACCAAACUGUCCAAAGAGACGAAAGCCCUGCAGGAGGCUCAUCAGCAAACACUGGACGACCUGCAGUCAGAGGAAGACAAAGUAAACGUGCUUACCAAAGCCAAGACCAAACUGGAGCAGCAGGUCGAUGAUCUGGAAGGUUCACUGGAGCAAGAGAAGAAGGUCCGUAUGGAUCUGGAAAGAGCCAAGAGGAAGCUGGAGGCUGACCUGAAACUUGCUCAGGAGUCAAUCAUGGAUCUGGAGAACGACAAGCAACAGCUGGAAGAAAAGCUGAAAAAGAAAGACUUUGAGUUGUCACAACUGCAGUCAAGGAUAGAAGACGAACAAGCACUUGGUGGCCAGCUGCAGAAGAAACUCAAAGAGCUCCAUGCCCGAAUUGAGGAACUGGAGGAGGAAAUCGAGGCCGAGCGUUCGGCUCGAGCCAAAGUGGAGAAGCAGAGGUCUGAUCUGUCCAGGGAACUUGAGGAGAUCAGCGAGAGGCUGGAGGAGGCCGGAGGAGCCUCCGCCGCUCAGGUGGAGAUGAACAAGAAGCGGGAAGCUGAGUUCCUCAAACUUCGCAGAGAGCUGGAGGAAUGCAUGCUGCAGCACGAUGCUACCUCUGCUGCUCUGCGCAAGAAACACGCAGACAGUGUGGCCGAAAUGGGAGAACAGCUGGAUAACAUGCAGAGAGUCCGGCAGAAGCUGGAGAAGGAGAAGAGUGAGUUAAGGCUGGAGUUGGAUGACACGUCAAGCAAUAUGGAAUCAGUGGCCAAAACAAAGAUCAAUUUAGAGAAAAUGUGCCGAUCACUUGAAGAUCAACUGAAUGAGGUGAAAACCAAAGAGGAGGAGCAUCUGAGGCUCAUUAACGACUUUUCGAGCCAGAAAGCUCGGCUUCAGACAGAAAACGCUGAGAUGUCUCGGCAGCUGGAGGAAAAGGAAUCCCUGAUGUCACAGUUAACCCGCGGUAAGCAAGCCUUUAUUCAGCAGAUCGAGGAGCUGAAACGGCUUCACGAGGAGGAGGUGAAGGCUAAAAACGCCUUAGCUCACAGUUUGCAGUCAUCACGUCAUGACUGCGAGCUGCUAAGAGAGCAGUACGAGGAGGAACAGGAGGCCAAAGCCGAGCUGCACCGCUGUCUGUCCAAGGCGAACAGCGAGGUGGCUCAAUGGAGAACCAAAUACGAGACAGACGCCAUCCAACGAACCGAAGAGCUCGAGGAGGCAAAGAAGAAGUUAGCCCUCCGUCUGCAGGAUGCAGAAGAAGCUGUGGAGGCUGUUAACUCCAAGUGCUCCUCUCUCGAGAAGACGAAGCAGCGGCUGCAGGGAGAGGUGGAGGACCUAAUGAUGGAUGUGGAGAGGUCUAACGCUGCUGCUGCCGCUUUGGACAAGAAGCAGAGAAACUUUGACAAGGUUGUUGCUGAGUGGAAGCAGAAAUACGAGGAGGGUCAAGCAGAGCUGGAGUCAGCUCUAAAAGAUGCUCGCUCUUUGGGCACGGAGAACUUCAAGAUGAAGAAUGCCUUUGAGGAAUGCCUGGAACAAGUGGAGACACUCAAACGGGAAAAUAAAAAUCUGCAACAGGAAAUCAUGGAUCUCACGGAGCAGCUGGGAGAGAUGGGGAAAACCAUCCACGAGCUCGAGAAAUCAAAGAAACAGGCUGAGCAGGAGAAGUUAGAGGCUCAGACGGCUCUGGAGGAGGCAGAAGGCUCACUGGAGCACGAGGAAUCCAAGAUCCUUCGAGUCCAGCUGGAGCUAAACCAGGUGAAGUCUGAGGUGGACAAGAAGCUAGCUGAGAGGGACGAGGAGAUCGAACAGCUGAAGAAGAACAGCCAAAGAAUCAUCGACACAAUGCAAAGCAAUCUGGAUGCCGAGGUCCGGAGCAGGAACGAUGCCCUCAGAGUGAAGAAGAAGAUGGAGGGAGACCUGAACGAGAUGGAGGUCCAGCUGAGCCACGCUAACAGGCAGGCAGCCGAGGCCCAGAAACAGCUGAGGAACAUUCAAGUUCAGCUCAAGGAGGUCCAAAUUCAACUCGAUGACGCCCUGAGAAACACCGAUGACAUGAAAGAGCAGGUGGCCAUGUCGGAGCGCAGGAGCAACCUCGUGCAGGCUGAGAUGGAGGAGAUCCGAGCGGCUCUGGAGCAGACCGAGAGGAGCCGCAAGCUAGCGGAGCAGGAGCUGCUGGAUGCCAGCGAGAGAGUGCAGCUGCUACACUCACAGAACACCAGCCUGCUCAACAGUCGGAAGAAGCUGGAGGCGGAUCUGUCUCAGAUUCAGAGUGAGAUGGAUGAUAGUGUCCAAGCAGCCAGGAACGCUGAGGAGAAAGCCAAGAAAGCCAUCACUGAUGCGGCCAUGAUGACGGAGGAGUUGAAGAAAGAGCAGGACACCAGCGCUCAUCUAGAGAGGAUGAAGAAGAACCUGGAGGCGACUGUCAAAGACCUGCAGCAGCGCCUUGAUGAGGCCGAGAACCUGGCCAUGAAAGGCGGAAAGAAGCAACUCCAAAAGCUGGAAGCCAGGGUGCGAGAACUCGAGAACGAGCUCGAAGCGGAACAAAGACACGGCUCAGAGUCUGUGAAAGGUGUGCGCAAACUUGAGCGCAGGAUUAAGGAGCUCACCUAUCAGUCCGAGGAGGACAAGAAGAGCACGAUGAGGCUGCAGGAGCUGGUAGACAAACUCCAGCUGAAGGUGAAAGCGUACAAGAGGCAGGCUGAAGAAGCUGAAGAGCAAGCCAACACUUACCUGACUAAGUUGAGGAAGGUGCAGCAUGAGCUGGAGGAGGCCGAAGAGCGAGCCGACAUCGCAGAGUCUCAGAUCAACAAGAUGAAAGUGAAGAGUCGAGACACGAGCAAGGCAAAAGAUAGCGGAGAGUAGCGUCGGUUAAUAUCGAACGCUGAGACUUUGAAAGUCAUUUGAGCUCAUUUACAACAUAUUCUUAAUCAAAUGUGUGUUUUUUUUCCCUUUAAAGCCACUGUGGGUAUAAUUUAUGUAUGAAGAAAAGAAGACUUAAUUGGCAGAUGAAGACCUAAAGUUGGUGGAGAACAAAUUCAGAGAUAAAAAGAGGAAGUGGUGCUCAGUUACAGAGCAGUACCGCCAUGAUAAUGUUGCAAAACGAGCAGCAUCAUCCUGGCAGAAACUGAUAUUUUAGUAACUGACAAAUAAAAAUUCUGUCUUUGGCUUCCUCCCACAGUCCAAACACACACGUCAUACACACAGUGACUUUAAACUUUAAGCGAGGCAGUUAUCUUCUGUAUUUGCUUGCAUGUGUUUGUGUUGUGUUAGUGAAUGUUUGUUGCCUCAAUUGUAAUAAAAUCCUUCAUCUUAAAAAAAGUCCAUUAAUACAAAUGGUGUAUUACCGUUAUUAAUAUUUAUUGAUGCAUAUGGAAUAAA